Molecule: messenger RNA, 2376 nt
Organism: Trypanosoma cruzi
Lineage: Eukaryota; Euglenozoa; Kinetoplastea; Trypanosomatida; Trypanosomatidae
Product: trans-sialidase, putative
Exons: 1
Coding region: 1-2376 (791 amino acids)
Biological process (GO): oligosaccharide catabolic process; ganglioside catabolic process
Cellular component (GO): cytoplasm; intracellular membrane-bounded organelle; membrane
Molecular function (GO): exo-alpha-sialidase activity
Source: RefSeq, a predicted model, not a curated record
AUGCUCUCACGUGUUGCUGCAGUGAAGGCACCCCGCACACACAACCGUCGCCGCGUGACCGGAUCCAGCGGAAGGAGGAGGGAAGGAGGAGAGAGUGAGCCGCCGAGGCCCAACAUGUCCCGGCGCGUGUUUGCUUCCGCGGUGCUGCUCCUAAUUGUCGUGACGAUGUGCUGCGGUGGAGCUGCGACCGCUCAGGUGGGAAGUAAUGCUGAUGCUUCAACUCCUGGGUCGGCAUUGACGGGUGCCAUUGCUGGAGAGGGGAGUGCUUCAGGGGGUGUUGAGGGGCUGCAACGGGUCGAUCUUUUUGUGCCGCAGAAGACGCAGGUGCUGCCGAAGAAGGGGCCUGACUCAAGUCGGAGGGAUUCAUUUUUUUCACCCUCUCUCGUCAGCGCUGGUGGAGUAAUUGCUGCUUUUGCCGAGGGCCACAUAAAUACCAAAAACCCCCAUAACGAAUCAGCUAAGCCGUUUUCUGAUGUUGUUGCGGGGUACAUCGACUCUGCGUGGGAAUGGCCCACUCUUGUUGAAAAGGUGAGUGAAAGUACAUGGCAAGCACACACUGUGCUUGGUAAAGCGGAGGGAAAGAAGAGUUUGGAUGUUGUGCUCCGCCCCACAACCACCACGAAGGGCAAUAAGGUGUUUCUUCUUGCGGGAAGCACUGAUUUGUCCUAUGUAAAUUGGAGUUGGAGAGAGGGUAGCUUGGAGCUGAAACUGGUUGUGGGUGAUGUCACGAAGCCUACGAGCAGCGAGCCGACUGAACGUAUCAAAUGGGGCGAAAUCAAGUCUCUGUUAAACGAGAGUACUAUAGCUGCUCAAAAAGGUAAAUUGACGGAGUUCCUUGCUUCUGGUGGCUCGGGUGUUGUUAUGGAGGAUGGCACCAUUGUGUUUUCUCUGAUGGCGGUGAAUGAAAAAAAAGAUGGCGUUUUCUCCUUGAUCAUUUACUCGAAGGACAACGGCAGUACCUGGUCGCUCUCUGAGGGCAUUUCCCCUGCGAAAUGCGGUGCACCCCGCAUCACCGAGUGGGAGGGAUCACUUCUCAUGAUUGUUGAUUGCGAGAAUGACCAGAGGGUGUACGUGUCGCGUGACAUGGGGACAACGUGGACGGAGGCCAUCGGGACACUCUCAGGCGUGUGGGUCAACUCACAAUUGGGAGACUAUCCGGACGGAGGCUUGCCUGUGGAAGCCCUCAUCACCGUGACCAUUGAGGGCAGGAAGGUCAUGCUGUACACACAGAGAGGGUACGCCUUGGGGGAAACGGAAACGACCAGUGCGCUUUACCUUUGGGUCACGGACAACAACCGCUCGUUUUUUGUUGGACCGGUUGGCAUGGACAAUGCUGUGAAGGGGGAGCUUGCCGGCGCCCUGCUGUACUCGGAUGGCAAGUUGCAUCUUUUACAACGGAGGGACAGUGGUGAAGACAGUGUCAUGUCGCUUUCCCGCCUGACGGAGGAACUGAAGGAAAUUAAGUCCGUCCUCAGCACUUGGUCGCAAAAGGACGUUUUCUUCUCCAGCUUGUCUAUACCCACGGUGGGUCUGGUGGCGGUAUUGUCCGAUGCGGCCGGUGAUGGGAGAUGGUACGACGAGUACCUUUGUCUGAAUGCGACGGUGACGAACGCCACGAAGGUCAAAGAUGGAUUUCAGUUGACGGAGCCUGACUCCAGGGCAGUAUGGUCUGUGAACAUUCCGGAUGGUAAUGUGCGUCAUAUAUCCUUGAGCCACAACUUCACACUCGUGGCGUCGGUGAUCAUCGAAGAGGCUCCGAGUGGGAACACACCUCUCCUGACUGCGGUGUUGGUUGACGCUGGGCCCGAGUAUUUCAUGAGACUGUCGUACACCGCGGAUAACAAGUGGAUGACGAUGCUCAAGGACGAGAAAAAACCAACAACGGAAAGCAGGCCUUGGGAGGCGGGAAAAGAACACCAAGUGGCACUCAUGCUGCAAGGCAACAAGGCCUCUGUGUACGUUGAUGGUGAGUUGCUGGGGGAGGAAGAAGUGCCGUUAACAGGUGAAAAGCCACUUGAGAUUUUCGCGUUUUGCUUUGGCGCGUGCAAAAUUGAUGGUGAUGAGGAGGAGUCAAGUCCGAAGGAGAUCGGAAAAAAACCUCGUGUGACGGUGACGAACGUCUUUCUGUACAACCGCCCACUGAAUUCCACUGAAAUGCGUGCAAUCAAGGACAGGAUCCCCGUUCCGACGAGAGCUCCAGAACCACAAGUGAAAAUUGCUCCCAAACCUGCCGCGCCUGCUGCACCUGCUGGGAAUGAAGAAACGGCACGAGAAACGGGUGAUGGUGGGGCAAAUGGUGAUGCUGUUUCCGCGUACGGGAGGGUGCUGCUGCCGCUGCUUUUUCUGCUUGGACUGUGGGGCCUUGCGACUGCGUGA